Messenger RNA from Elgaria multicarinata webbii, 4945 nucleotides. RefSeq names its product thrombospondin type 1 domain containing 7B (gene THSD7B). Gene Ontology annotation, biological process: actin cytoskeleton organization. Bases 86 to 4945 code for a protein of 1619 amino acids. NCBI's taxonomy places the organism in Eukaryota, Metazoa, Chordata, Lepidosauria, Squamata, Anguidae. The record is from RefSeq and is a predicted model, not a curated record. Gene Ontology annotation, cellular component: plasma membrane. The transcript is spliced from 28 exons.
CGGGGAAGUGCGCCGCCGUCGCUCCCUUGGCCAGACCGCGGCGAGCCCGGAAUAGCGAAGUGAACUGGAUUGAAUUUCAUGAAGUAUGUUUCUAAGGGAUAGCUGGUUCUGCGCUCACUGGGCAUGGCAGAGCACGAGAAGAGGGUUGGUUGUGCUUGCUCUCUUACUAUUACACACAUCUGAUUUGGAAGGGAGAAAAUCACAUCCAUUUGUCUGGAAAACAGGUCACUGGGGACGUUGCAUAGGUGACUGUGGUUCGGGUGGUGUUCAGAGCCGCGUAGUUUGGUGCAUUCAUUCAGAAGGCUGGACGACCCAUCAUUCAAAUUGUGAACAAAGUGAUAGGCCUGAAAGCCAGAGGAACUGCUUUAAAAUAUGUGACUGGCACCUUGAACUCUUCGAGUGGGAGGUUUCGGAAUGGCACCUGUGCGUUCUAGUUCCUUUUGCUCACGGUGAAGUCAAGCCAAGGACUUCAGAGUGUGUAACUGCCCAGCAUGGAUUACAGCACAGAAUUGUACAGUGUGUACAGAAGUUGAAUAGAACAAUUGUCACAAAUGAGAUAUGUGAAUAUUUUACUCCCCAGCCACCUAUGGAACAAGCUUGCCUAAUACCUUGUCCGCGGGAUUGCGUAGUAUCACAAUUUUCUUCCUGGUCUGUAUGUAGCAGACACUGUGGAAAGAGUUUACAGCACAGAACCCGUUCUGUUAUUGCUCCUCCACUGUACGGUGGAACCAAAUGUCCAAAUCUCACUGAAUCGAGGAUCUGUGAUGUUUCAAUCUCUUGUUCUCAUGGGGAAGAGGAAUAUACCUACAGUCUUAAAGUUGGACCUUGGAGUAAAUGCCGACUGCCUCACCUUAAAGAAAUGAAUAUGAUUGGGAGAACUAUGGUGGAUUUCAGCUCAGAUUCUACAGAACGAAGCACUUUCAAACUCCAAGUGGUUGAAGAUCUGCAAAAUUUUCACAGAUUUAGAUCUCACUAUAGUUCCAGGCCUUGGGAUAUAGAAAUUGGUUAUCAAACAAGGCAGGUGAGGUGUACGAGACGUGAUGGGAAAAAUGCUAUGCUGAGCCUUUGUGUGCAAGAAACCAUCCCUUUGACCUUUCAGUCCUGUGUUAUGCCUAAAGACUGUGAAACCUCAGAGUGGUCUUCAUGGAGCUUCUGCUCAAAGACUUGUCACUCAGGGGAUCUCUCACCAGGAUUCCGAAGUAGAACGCGGAGCAUAAAGCACAUUGCUGUAGGAGCUGGCCGACAAUGUCCUGAAACAGAAGAAAGAGAGGCCUGCAACACAGUUGGUGGAAGAGAACACCUUCAUCCUUGCCCAAGGUAUUCCUGGCAAACGUCUGCAUGGAAAGGGUGUGAUGUUUCUCUCCUGCUAGAAGAGCAGGACCCUCGACAUGAUAAGCACACAGCCCUUUGUGGUGGUGGGAUACAGGUUCGGGAAGUUUACUGUGCCCAGACAACAUUGGAUGAGACACACAAAUUUAAGGAAGUGACUAGACCUGUUGAAAAAAAGCUGUGUCUUGCUCCUGCUCCCCCGGCUUCUCAACUGUGCAGUAUUCCAUGCCCUCCUGAAUGCCUGGUUUCUUCCUGGUUGGCAUGGGGCCCCUGUAUUCAUGAAAACUGCCAAGAAAUUCAAGGGAGAAAAGGUUUCAAAAUGAGGCAUAGAUAUAUUAUUGUGGAACCCAUGGGUACUUCUGGCAAUUGUCCACACUUGAUAGAAUCAAUUCCAUGUGAAUAUCCAGUGUGCUAUGACUGGAUUAUUUCAGAAGGAAUCUGUUUACCUUACAAUGGAAUAUGUGGGCCUGGAAAUCGUGUGCUGCAUGCUCAAUGCAAGAACUACCAGGGUGAGGAUGUCUCAGCUGAUUUUUGUGCAGACUCUCCUUCACCUCCCAAAACCAUGACUUGCAACGUGCCCUGUGGAAUGGACUGUGUUGUGACCGAAUGGUCCCAGUGGUCGUCUUGCUCCCACUCAUGCUCCAGUAAGAAUGCUGAAGGGAGGCAAAGCAGAACGAGAUCUAUACUGGCAUUACCAGGAGAAGGUGGAAAACCAUGUCCUCCUAGUCGUGCACUCCAUGAAUAUCGCCUUUGUAACGAGCACUCUUGCAACCAGGUCUACUGGGAAACAUCUGCAUGGAAUCACUGUUCAGAAAAUAUCUUGAUAACAGCACUGAAUGCUACCAUUAACUGGAAUGGCGAAGCUACCUGUGGAGUGGGCAUACAGACCAGGAAGGUCUUCUGUGUGAAGAAUCAUUUUGGCCAGGUCCCAGCAAAAAGGUGCCCGGAGUCCAUCAGACCAGAAACAGUCCACCCAUGUCUGCUCCCAUGCAAAAAAGAUUGCAUAGUGACCCCUUUCAGUGAAUGGACGCGCUGCCCUACUACCUGCCAACAUGGUAAUGCUACCGCAAUGAAACAGUCCCGCUAUAGGAUUAUCCUUCAAGAUGCUGUGAAUGGAGGACAGGAAUGCCCAGAUACCUUGUUUGAAGAAAGAGAAUGUGAAGACAUCCCUCUUUGUCCUGUCUACAGUUGGAAGGUCCACAAGUGGAGUCAGUGUGUAUUGGUUCCAGAUUCUGUAAAACAAGGCGUAUUAGGAGUCAAUGAGGCAUGUGGUCAUGGUUUACAGACAAGAGUUGUUACCUGUGUCUUGGAAAGUAACCAUUCAGUAGAUGUGAGCGAGUGCCUGAAAUGGGCAGAACCUAUGCCUUCCCUUGUCCAGGACUGCCUGAUUCCUUGCAAAGAUGACUGCACAUUCACCCCUUGGUCUAAAUUUACAGCAUGUGCUUCAGACUGUGAAUCAACACGAACCAGAAGACGAACUCUCACAGGGAGAAGCAGAAAGCGAGACAAGUGCCAGAAUGCAGAAGUAUAUCCUCAAGUUGAAACGGAACAAUGCCCCUGUGCAAUAUUUACCACCCGGCCCCAUGGAAAUUGGUCAGAAUGCAUAAUUUCUGCUGGAAAGACAGAGCUACGACUAGAACUGAGAUUUCAUGGACAUGCCAAAGAAUGUGGAGAAGGUGUGCGCUUCCAAGCACUUGCCUGCUACGAUAAGACCGGCAGACUUGUGGAACCAUCGCUCUGCAACCAUUCAGGUUAUGUUGAACAGCCUUGUUUGGUACCUUGUCCAUUUGAUUGCAAAUUAAGUGACUGGUCCAGUUGGGCCCCCUGCAGUUCAUCUUGUGGAACAGGAGUGAAAAUCCGGUCCAGGUGGCUUAAGGAGAAGCCUUACAAUGGAGGACGUCCAUGUCCAAAAUUAGAUCCUAAGAAUCAGGUGUAUGAGGCAGUCCCAUGUUACAGCGAAUGCAAUCGGUAUUCCUGGAAAGUAGAUCCAUGGUCUCCAUGUGAAAUCAACAGCGAGCAAAACUCUCUCCACUGUGGAGAAGGCAUACAAACUAGGAAAAUCAGAUGUGUAAACACCACUGAAGACGGUGACGGUGAAACCGUAGCCAACAUCCUAUGUAAUCAAUCUGAAAUCCCUCUUGAAACACAAAAGUGCAUCCUCUACUGUCCCAAUGAGUGUGUGGUAUCAGAGUGGGGUCGCUGGAGCCAAUGCCCAGAGCCAUGUGACCCCAAUAUAAUGCAAACACGGAAUCGGCAUGUGUUGAGAUCGCCUUUAAAACCCAAGACCUGCCCCGAAACUUCACAAAUGCGGCCCUGUGUUCUGAAUCAAAAUUGUUUUCAGUAUCUCUACAAUUUAACAGACUGGAGCACAUGUCAGCUAAAUGAAAACGCAACCUGUGGACAAGGGAUUAGAACGCGCCUUCUGAGCUGCAUGCGCAGUGAUGGGAAAACAGUGAAUAAGAACUACUGUGAGCAGCUAAAUUUGGAAACCCCGGCAAAAAUGAUUAUGGACUGCCUUGUGGAAUGUGUCAUCAACUGCCAGUUCUCUGAGUGGUCUGCUUGGUCAGAAUGUUCACAUACCUGUGGCCUUGCAGGUCAGAUGCUACGGACCAGAUCCGUAAUUAUGCCAGCCCAAGGAGAAGGCAGGCCCUGCCCAGCUGAAGUCACCCAAUACAGAAACUGUGUGGUAAAACCCUGCUACAGCUGGGUCCUUGGAGAAUGGCCCCCCUGCAAAGUCGAGGGUGGGCAAUGCGGGGACGGAUUUCAAGUGCGUAACCUCACCUGUGUGGUACACGAUGGCUCUUUAUCAGCAGCAUCUAAACAAGUAGAAACUGCUCUCUGCGGAGAGCUUCCAUCUAAAGACGGUGCAUUGCAGCUUCCAUGUUCCGUGCCUUGCCCAGGUGAUUGUCAUUUGACAGAAUGGUCAGAGUGGAGCUCUUGCGAAUUAACGUGCAUAGAUGGCAGGAGCUUUGAGACUACGGGUCGUCAGUCUCGGUCAAGAACAUUUAUAAUUCAGUCUUUUGAAAACCAAGACAGCUGCCCUGGACAAGAGUUGGAGACCAGGCCUUGCUCCGGAGGGAAGUGCUACAAUUAUGUAUGGAAAACAAGUCUUUGGCGAGAUAAUGAACGCACAGCGUGGUGCCAGCGUUCUGAUGGGAUGAAUGUCACAGGGGGUUGUUCUGUUCAGAUGCAGCCAGCUACAACCAGGCAUUGCAGCCCAGCCUGUAAAAAGCCCUUCUCUUACUGCACACAGAGUGGCAUCUGUGGCUGUGAGAGAGGCUAUAGAGAAAUAAUGAGAUCAAAUGGUUUCCUGGAUUAUUGUGUGAAGGUACCCGGUUUAGAAGAUAAGAAGGCCGAUGUUAAAACGAAUGCUGCAAAACAUAAACCUGUCAACUCAAAAAUGCAUGACAUUUUUAAAGGAUGGUCAAUUCAGCCUUUUAACCCAGAUGGAAAACUUAAAAUCUGGGUCUAUGGAGUAUCAGUCGGCGGGUUACUCAUUAUAGCUUCCCUAAUCUUCACCUCAUAUCUUGUUUGCAAAAAGCCAAAACAGCAGCAACAUGCUCCCCCACAGCAGAAAUGUUUGACCUUAGGCUAUGAUGGAGACGUUGACAUGUAA